Papaver somniferum (opium poppy) is the source of this 987-nucleotide messenger RNA. RefSeq lists its product as uncharacterized. The transcript has 4 exons. Bases 1 to 987 code for a protein of 328 amino acids. The record is from RefSeq and is a predicted model, not a curated record. NCBI's taxonomy places the organism in Eukaryota, Viridiplantae, Streptophyta, Magnoliopsida, Ranunculales, Papaveraceae.
AUGGUGUCAAAGUGCCUUUCCUCUACAUUCAGCGACGUCGACAACAAUUCAGAACUGAUUAGGGCAGCUAGAGAUAGUUAUGAAACUGAUGGAAAAGAAAUUGUUAAAACUCUUAUGUCCGAUGGGUGGGAGAAUUUUUUUGAUGAUCCGAACAAGAUUUUUCGUGGUGGUGUUGAUGCUGUUCGGUUGGCCUGUCAAAAGUAUUGUUUGAAGUCUGGGUAUCGCGUAACAAAGGUGAAGAAUGAUCGUGAAAGGAUAAAAAAGUAUGUUGGGAGGCACACUUGUGGAACUGGUGUGAAGUUGAGAAGUCCUAAAGUAUCGAAGAAGCUGGUACACAAUCUUAUUCAUGAUCGGGUGAUGCACAACCCACUUAUCAAGCCUCGCGAAAUUGAAGAUUAUAUAAAAGUUGGUGCUGGUGUUAAUAUCAAAUAUCACCAUGCAUAUCAUGGUUUAGAACAGUCACACCAUGAAAUUUUUGGGAAUGAUGUAAAGUCUUACUCUGAUCUGGUUUGGUGGGUGAAUUCAUUGAAAGAAACAAAUCCUGGCUCUUAUGUGGAUUUUCAGUUUAACGAUGCAACUCAGACAUUUGAAAGGUUAUUCAUUGCAAUAGGCGCUUGUAUUGAAGGUUAUAGACUUUGUCGACCAAUGAUUUUUGUUGAUGCAACUUUUCUGACCGGGAGAUUUAGAGGUACCCUUAUGGCUGCUACUUGUCUGAAUGGGAAUCAAGGUUUUUAUCCGCUAGCCUUUGCAUUGGUCCCAGAAGAGGAUGUUGACAAUUGGGAUUGGUUUAUGCGCAAUCUUAGCAACAUUGUUGAUGACCGUCCUAUCACCUUUAUGUCUGAUCGUCAUGAAGGAUUGUUGAGGUCUAUUCCUAAACACUUUCCUACUUCCCAUCAUGGCUAUUGUUACUACCACUUGCAAGGAAACUUACCAAUCAGGAAAUCAGACGAUAAGUACAAAGAAGUUAUGGCUUGUUUCAAAAAAUAA